Molecule: messenger RNA, 2451 nt
Organism: Sphenostylis stenocarpa
Lineage: Eukaryota; Viridiplantae; Streptophyta; Magnoliopsida; Fabales; Fabaceae
Source: the annotation of a GenBank genome assembly
AUGGCUUGGGAUGGGAAGAAAGGCGACGAUAUGGAUUCGCUGUUUGAAGGGAUGGUACUGUUUAACCCUUCUGCCCAAAUUGAAAUUGAAGUUGAAGCAGAGGUCCGACAAGACAAUUACAAUGGUAGUGAUGCGCUCACAUCAUCGCAGCCCCUUGACGAGAAUCUCUUCUCUGACCUCACGCUGGUGGUGGAUCCCCUCCAAAACUCAGAAGUAGCAGAAGCCGAGCAUGAUCUCCAAUCUCACCAGCAGCUCAUAUCUGCUAUCGCCCCAACUUCUUCUUCUUCUUCUUCGCCUUCUUCUGGACAGGGUCAGGGUCAGGGUCAGGGUCCGGGUCAGGCCCCUCGAAGGAGAAAACGAUCUGGCUUGAGGAUAGGAUACGGUAGAGACGCCCUUCAUUCCGAUAUGCCUCACACUCUUUCUCCGCUCCCCCAACCUAUUUCUGAUAGUGACAGCCUAGGCGGUGAUGAUACUGUUUGGGUCCCAGACACCCUUCCCUCCAUCACUACUGCCACUGCCACUACCACUGCCACAGCCGCUGAUGCUACUAAUGUUGUUACUCUUUCCCAGCCAUCUACUGAAUCUUCCACCAAAUCAGAGAAUGAGAAUCGGGAACAUCAACAUGCUUCAACUUUUUCUGAGGAAAAACCAUCUACUGAAUCUUCCUCCAAAUUAAAGAAUGAGAAUCGGAAACACCACCACGUUUCGUCUUUUUCUACGGCAGGAACAUCACCUACUGAAUCAUCCUCCAAAUCAGAGAAUGAGAAGUUGAAUCAACAACAUGCUUCUGCUUUUACUGAGGCAGAGUUUCGGCAAAUUAAGGCGAACAUACAUGAGAAGCUUAACCAUGCAAGUCAACUGGUCAAAUCUGCUUCUUCUGCUCGAAAGGAUUCCAUCAGGAAUAGAAGAAAAACCGUUGAGAAUGCCAAUCUUGCUUCCCUCAAAUACAUGGAACUCGAAAAGCAAUUGGAAGAAGCCUGCGAAGCUGAAGAUUUCGAAAUGGCCGAAAAGGUUAGCGAAAACCUUUCCGUUGCCGAGAAGGAGAAACAAGCUUACAUCAAUUCAUUGAGAGAAGCCGAUGCUGUUGUCGACGCUUUAGAUUUAAAAUUGCAGCAUGCCCUCGAAUCUCAGUUAGUUGCCGAGGAACAAUGCGCAAUCUUGCUUGACCAUUAUGCAACGAAUGCUCUGAAUAAUGCAGAUUCCGCCCUAAAGAAAGCAACAUCAGUUUAUUCAAAAGAAAUGGACCAAUGGCUUUCAUCAUCUGAAGCCUUGGAGGUUAAAAAGAUGGAAUUGGAGAUUGAAUCACAAUUUAUGAAUGAAGCUCGUUUAGAAUUGAAUAAUACCAUUGAGAGUUCAAUCCAGGAUGACAAAAGAGAAAAAGAGAUCCUUUGUAAAAGAAAGGAUGUGUUAAUGGCUGAAUUGAAUCAACUUCUUGCUUUAGUUAAACAGAAAGAGAAGGAGAUAGCAGACAAUGACUCUAACUUAGAAGAUGUAGAAAAUAAGAUAAAUAAGGUUGUCUCUGAAUUUAAAGAGAUGCAGUCAGGCAUUGAUGUCAAGUAUAACAAAUUGCAGUCUGUCCUUGCACAAGUAAAAUUAGAAACUGAAACUUUGGCUCUAAAAAAGGGGGAUAUUGAUAACUUUCUCACUCAGGAAGAAGAAAUGGGAGCAAGACUUAGAGAAUUUGCUAGGAUUUCUACCGAGGAAGCUGAAGGAUACCGUGAAAUAGUUAAACUAAGAAGAAGUUUUAUGUCAUCUAUAUUGAAGUCCAGGGAGGACAAACUGACACUUGCAGAGAACGAGGAAAAGCUUUCUGCAGAUGUGAAAUCGUUUCAGAAGGAGGUUUCUGCCGCAAGAGCUUCCUUGCAGGAACUAUCCUCGAGAAAGUCAAGCCUCCAGCAAGAGAUAGCAUCCUUCAAGCAGAGGAUUAUUUUCAUAGAUAAAAGAGUCCCAGAACUAGAAGCAGAAAAGAAAGUUGCUACUUCUGCAAGAAAUUUCAAAGAGGCAGCACGAAUAGCAACUGAGGCAAAGUCACUAUGGGUUGAAAAAGAGAGCAUCUGGAUAGACAUGGAUACGGCUACAUUAAAUCUUGAUAAGCUUGAAAAUGAAAUCAAAGAUACCCUUAAUAAAUUACAGAAGACUGAGGGAGUGAUUUUAUUAAAGGAGAAAGAGUUGGCAAUGGUCAGAUACCAGAAGCUACUUUUGGCAUCUGCUACUGCUAGAGCUGAAGAAGCUGCCGCACUAGAGAUGGGUGACACUGAAGAAGCGAAUCUCCUGUCUGCUGAAGCUGAGGCAGCAGACCGUGAAGCUGAGAAACUUCAAUCAACAUACAAAUUUGAGGUGGAAGACUUGGCCGAUUUAGGAAGAUAUUUAAUUUCAAUGGAUCUUGUGUCGUAUCUUGAUCAGAAGCAACUGGGAGAACUAGCCGUGUCACUUCAUUUAUUUACUGGCUGA